Molecule: messenger RNA, 1172 nt
Organism: Leptidea sinapis
Lineage: Eukaryota; Metazoa; Arthropoda; Insecta; Lepidoptera; Pieridae
Exons: 9
Coding region: 192-1172 (326 amino acids)
Source: RefSeq, a predicted model, not a curated record
CUUUGUUUCAUAUUGACAUUACUAAGGGCUACUCAAAUCAGCUGUUCACAAUACCACAUUUAGGAUACGAUGAAUCUAAAGAGUUCACGUGUGCUACUUAUGAAGGAGUCGAAAGGGUUGGUCGCAAGCAAAAUAACUCAAUUGGAGAGAAAUUAAGUAAAUUAAUAACGUCGAUAUCAACUGCAACCACAAUGAAGAUAUCUCAACAAACUAAAGAUCCCUAUGUAACUUUUAUAUUUGAAAUGAAUAGCAUUCUUUUCGGAAGAGAAUCCGUUAAAGUUUAUGACGAACGAUUGAGAUCAAAUUUCUCAGCUAUUGAGGACGACUUCCAAAUACAUGCCCCGAAUGGAAAACUAUUUAGGAGUGAGUUAUUUCUAAACAGAAGCGGAGUUCACCUGCCUUUGCCAGAAUACAUGCAUCCAGGCUAUUGUCAGCUGGAAAUAACGGAUGACUACAUGCAAACAGCUGUUAACGCCCUCGCCAUAUUCCUUAACGGUGAUCUCGAUGACAUAGCACGUAUCCCAGGAGAUUACAUUCUACGUUCUGCGAGGACGAUUUCAAUGCUGAUUUUGCCACGCGAGAAACUUGCAAUGACGUGGUUCAUUGUAAAAGGCAAAACACACGCAAUUGACGUUACAUACGAAACCCUGGCUCGGUUUCAUCCACUGUUUAAGUAUGUAGGUGGCAAAGAAAUAGCGCGGCUCAAUCUCAGUGACCCGCGCAUCUUGAACUACAUCGGGACACAUCCGGACCUCGACAGACAUCAGUUCUUCUAUCACAUACGUGCGUGUGACCCCCUACAGCGUCGGUUCUAUCUGGCACUGAUGACUCAAACGCAGGUGUUAGGAAAGUCCUACAGCUGGACUGCACGCGAAGUAGCGCGACUGGGAUUAUUGUUGACUGAAGUAAGGGGACCUGAUCUAGCUGCUAUUAAUCCAAGCGCUAUGGUGGGGCUGUCAAGCCAUAUAAUGUACCAGAUGUCACCACGAAAAUUGCGGUAUUUCACCGAGAAACAAACGAAGUACAUUAGACCAAAAGCCCUUAACAUUUUAGCCAAAAAACUCGAGGAGUACCAAAUCCAACAGCUGCUCUACGGACAAAGUUCUCAAAAUAUUCCUCUUAGGAUAUAUUUUUAUUGUUUAAUUUAUCAAUCUGUAUUUAAACCUUAUUAA